CGAAUUUCUUGAUGAAUGUGACACCAGAUUGAGACGCAAACCGUGUACAUUUAUAAUGGGUAAUCAUUUGUCAAGAAGAGUUGUAGAAAGACUUAAUCUAUACGAAAACAAGGGAGUUAUUCAAAUUAUG
This is a messenger RNA of Scutellospora calospora, 130 nucleotides long. The record is from the annotation of a GenBank genome assembly. NCBI's taxonomy places the organism in Eukaryota, Fungi, Glomeromycota, Glomeromycetes, Diversisporales, Gigasporaceae.